This is a messenger RNA of Uncinocarpus reesii 1704, 1101 nucleotides long. RefSeq lists its product as uncharacterized. Gene Ontology annotation, biological process: nucleotide-excision repair; base-excision repair; base-excision repair, AP site formation. NCBI's taxonomy places the organism in Eukaryota, Fungi, Ascomycota, Eurotiomycetes, Onygenales, Onygenaceae. Gene Ontology annotation, cellular component: nucleus. The transcript has 2 exons. Gene Ontology annotation, molecular function: 8-oxo-7,8-dihydroguanine DNA N-glycosylase activity; damaged DNA binding. The record is from RefSeq and is a predicted model, not a curated record. The coding region runs from base 1 to 1101 and encodes 366 amino acids.
AUGCAUGGGCGUAUACUCUCUCUACGUCAAGACGCCAACCACCUGCAUUAUAGAUCUUUAUUUGCAAAGGCAGCUCCUGGGACGGCACCGCAGGAUUCCCUAGUCGAUGAUGACACAGAAGCACUGAUCCGCCAUUACUUUAAUUUAGAGCCCAAUCUCUCUGAUUUGUACGAACAGUGGGCGAAAGGAGAUGCCAAUUUCAAGAAGAAAGCGUUGCAUUUUACUGGAAUCCGUAUCCUCCGCCAGGAUGCAUGGGAAGCCUUGGUCUCCUUCAUCUGCAGCAGCAAUAACAACAUAGCCCGGAUUUCCCAAAUGGUGGAAAAGCUAUGUGUUAAUUAUGGCUCCUUGAUUGGACAUAUUGAUGAGCAACCGUAUUAUGAUUUCCCACCACCUUCGGCACUAACCGGCCGAGAGGUUGAAACUCGUCUCCGUCAACUUGGAUUUGGAUAUCGAGCCAAAUAUAUCUACCAAACCGCUAAGAUGGUUGCAAAUGAACGUGAGCAGGGAUGGCUAGACUCGCUGAGAAACCCUGAACGCCCUGCAUAUGGCGGAGUACCCGCCCACGCCGGUAAAAUGGAAGGGCAAGGAAGGCUUGGGUAUCGGGAUGCCCAUAGAAACCUUCUUGAACUUCAAGGCGUUGGUCCGAAAGUCGCUGAUUGCGUAUGCUUGAUGGGUCUGGGAUGGGGAGAGGCUGUGCCUGUUGAUACUCAUGUUUGGCAAAUCGCCCAACGGGACUACAAAUUUGGCAAAGGCAAACAGAAGAGCCUUACCAAGGCGACGUACGACGGCGUAGCAGAUCACUUUCGAAAGCUUUGGGGCAAAGAGGCAGGCUGGGCCCAUAGUGUGCUAUUCACCGCGGAUCUAAAAACUUUCUCUGAUCGUAUGAUUGCGAAAGUCGAAGUAAAGGAGACGGCAGCAAAAUCUUUCAAUGGGUUGAUCAAGGAAGAAUCUGACGGUGAACAAAAGACAAAGCUGAAGCUGACAACUCGUGCUGCUGUUAAGCGAGAGUUAACUGCUGAUAUGAGUGAUCCAACCAGUUCCUCAAAGGAGGAGGUGGGCCGAGAAGCAACUACGAAACGAAAGAGAACUCGACGGGGAUGA